ACUAAUUUGCAUCCAAUGGACGUUCAGAUGGCAGUAUUUCAAUGCUCAGACAGCUUCCUUAAACAGAUGAUGAUUACAAAGCUCUCUCAGUGUCAGUAUGCCUUACCAUUGCUUGUUCCUGACCCAGUCACAAUGGAGAUCGAGUGUCCUCUGUGGACUUUCAGACAAAUAACAAAAACCUGGAAGGUAACUGAAAUCAAAGACGACUCAAACAUCGUCACUAUGAAGAGUGUUCCAGUCUGCAAAGCUCAGACACCCUUGGUGUCAUUUUUCCGCCUGGGCUCUCUGUCAGUGUCUAAAUCUCAGCUGAUCAACACUUUGAUCAACGACCGUCACAACAUCUUCUUCCACAGAAACUGUCCAGGAAGCACCAAGUCUCGCUAUCUGAUGGAUGGUGUGGCAGAGAUCGCCUGGUAUUGUCCUGCUGGAAGACCCAAUGAUGCCUUCAAUGACUGCAUUGCCUUUUGUAAUCUUCAUGGUGAUGCUCUGUUGACUGAAAAACAGCGCAACAUACUGAUUGAAAAAUCUUCCAUUAAUAUUUUUCUUGUUUCAUCUCUGAAAAAACAUGAAGAAAGUCGAUCACUUAUAUCACCUCUUUUUAAAUCUCGCAAACCUCUCAUUUGUCUCUGCGUUGAUGACUGUGAUGUUGUUAAGACAAAACAUGGAAAAUAUAUUAUGGGUCUCAAAGAGAGAAGCCAGCCAGAUAUAUCUGAAGAACUGAAACUGAUCAUUACAGAAGUUUUGUCAUCUCUAGAUGGUUCCAGCUUAAAACCAUUCUUCCAGCUUGAAACCAUUGCUGAGGUCUCUGGAAUCAGAGUAGAUGAAAGUGACCCAGCCAUUCAAAAAGGGAAAUGUGCUGCUAAGGAAAUAAUGGAUCUUCUUUCAAAGGAUAACAUGGAUAUCUCAAAUAUCAAAGAUGAAUUCCUUCCUUAUCAAGGCCAUCUUUGGCAUCAGUGGAGCAAAAUACACAAAGAACUGUAUCAUCUCAAAGGGGAUAUUGAGAAGGAGAAAAGUAAAAAGCAACAAGAACUGAUGAACAUACGUAAGAAACAAUGUGCUGCUUCCUGCAAACUUAUGGAGUUGUUCAUUAAAAGUCUCUCAACAUUGCCACCAAAAGAUAAAGAAUAUUGUCUGAAAUGGAUUCAAAUCUUAGUGGACGAUCUCUCCACUGAUGGUAUUUCUGGUAUCCUCAAAAGCUAUGAUGAAAAGUGGUCUGAGAUCUUGGCUUUAAAAAACAAAUCUGAAGAAUCAGAAGUGUUGGCAGACAAGCAGAAAAAAUCUGACUUGUUAAUAAAAAACCAAAUUGAGCUUGAAAAAAUAUCCGAAAAACUCCAGUCUGCAACUUUUGGUUUGGAGCACAUCUUCAGAGAAAUGGGACAGAUCUAUGAAGCUCAUAGAGAAAUAGAAGGAGAGAGCAGACACACUGACUGGUCUAAAUACUCUGAGCUGGCUGCACAGCUGAUGAUAUCAGGACACCCGAUGGAGCUGAUAGAUGGUGAUUCAGGUCACGUGCCUUUAACAUGGAUCUCCAGUCUUUUAGAGGAAGUCAUCAAGAAACUGGGGGACCAGAGAGUUUUUGUGUUGUCAGUUUUGGGCAUACAAAGCAGUGGAAAAUCAACAAUUCUGAACACCAUGUUUGGGUUGCAGUUUGCAGUGAGUGCAGGCAGGUGCACCAAAGGUGCCUUCAUGCAGCUGCUCAAAGUAUCAGAGGAGAUGAAGAAAGACUUGAAGUUUGACUUGAAGUUUGACUAUCUUCUAGUGGUCGACACUGAAGGACUGCGUGCUCUUGAGCAGAAAGGUACCAUCACUAGUUGCCAUGACAACGAACUGGCAACAUUUGUUGUUGGCCUGGGAAACCUGACACUGAUCAACAUCUUUGGAGAGAAUCCAUCUGAGAUGCUGGACAUUCUGCAGAUUGUUGUUCAGGCUUUCAUGAGGAUGAAGAAAGUUAAACUUUCUCCCAGUUGUGUGUUUGUUCACCAGAAUGUUACAGAUGUUGCAGCAGCAGAAAACAACAUGGAUGGAAAGAGACGCCUAAUAGAAAAACUGGACCAGAUGGCCAAACUAGCAGCUGAAGAGGAAGAUUUCAGUGCUGACUGCUUCAGUGAUGUCAUUAAGUUUGAUGUCCAAAAAGAUGUGAAAUACUGUGCCCAGCUAUGGGAGGGCAGUCCACCCAUGGCUCCUCCUAAUCCAGGUUAUAGUGAGAGCAUCCAAGAAGUGAAGAACGUCAUCCUCUCUAAAGCUUCACAGUCUGCUGGGAUCACUCUCUCACAGUUAAACGCCAAAAUCCAGGACCUGUGGCAUGCCCUCCUUAAUGAAAAUUUUGUUUUCAGUUUUAAAAACACACUUGAAAUUGCAGCAUACAGAAAACUGGAGUCCCAGUACGGAAACUGGACCUGGGCCCUGAGGAGCAACAUGUUGACCAUUGAAAACCAACUUCAUAACAGAAUUGAAAAUGGAAAUCUUGACAUGGUCAAAGUAAAUUAUCUUAAAAAAGAAUCACAUGAAGCAUGUGAAACAAUCAAAAAGGAAAUGACAACUUACUUUGAGGAUGAUAAAGACAAAGAAAUUUUAGCUCAGUGGAGAGGCCGAUUUGAAACCAGAAUCAAAGAGUUUCGUGAUGAACAGGUGAGAACAGUGAAAAGAAAACUGGAUGAAGUUAUUCAACAGAAGAAGGCUCGUGAAAAGCUGGAUGAUAUGAAGAAAAAGUUUGAGGACAAGCUGCUACAGAAGAGCAAAGAGCUCGCUCAGCAGCUGAAGGACAAGGCCAAAGAUGAAGAAGAGCUAAACAAACAGUUCAGCUCUGUUUGGAGUGACUGGGUCAGUGAAUUAACAGCAGGUACUAAACCUGUUGAAGACAUCGACCUGGAAGAAGAUCAGUUUACUAUCCUUCAAGAACUUGGUUUUGAAGAGGCUCUCAUAAAUGAAUGCAAAAAAAAUGGCAGAUACAAGAAAGUAUCAUGUUUGGGAAAUUAUUCGGAUUAUGUAAAACAUACAAAGGUUCUGGGAUUUAAAAGGCCAUUAAAUCCAUUAUCAUAUGAAAACCAACAACAGAUCAUAUCACUCAUUGAAAGAGCUGAAAUUGAGUCACUUGAUGCAAUCACAAGCAAACCUGUAGCUAUAAGAGGCUACAAGCUAGCUUAUUUGCAGGAAGCAGCCAAGCAGGUAAAAGAAGAAGUGGAAAAUUUUCAGAAAGAGGUAAAGUCUGCUUUGAAGAAGAAGUUUACAGUCGAUCUCAUACUGUAUGUGUUCUCAAAAUCAGAGAGUUGGAUUCUUCACUCCCAGAAAACAUUCAAAACGAACAACGAUAUAGUCACUUAUUUAGAAGGCAAGAAAACACAGUAUUACAAUGUUUUUAGAAGCUUUUGUAAAGGAAGCUCAUCUGCUGUUGUGCUCGCAGAACUGAUCCGUGAAAAGCUGAAAGCGUCCACUGUUGAGGCUGUCUGUAACAAGACUGCUAUUGGUCUGGCUGGGAGGAUGAAGUGUAAUUUCCCAGCAUUCAAUGAGAACAGGCUGAACUUGGAGAAACAUGUGCUGAAUGCACUUGCUGAGAAAGAAGACUUUGAUGAUUUCAUCACCUACAUCAGAAAUCCAAGAAGUCUAACAGAAGCUUUUAUAAAAGCAGAAGUAGAGAAAUACAUCUUCAUAGACCACAAAGAUGAAACUGUGAAUGUACUCGAGAAUAACGCUAAAGACUUAAACGCACUUGUGAGUCAAGCUUUAUCUACAGCAACAGGAAAAGUCCAAAGUCAGAGAGGAGACAUAGACAUGUGGUUGAAGGAAUUUUCUAGUUUACUGAAAGAUGAAUUAACUCUUGAUACAUUUUCUUCUCAAAACUUCAGUGACAUAAAUGAUUUUGAGUUUUUUAAGGAAGAGAUCAUGAAAAAACCUGAAACCAUCACUGAUCAGAGGACCAUGCUGGAUAAACUGAAGGAAUCCAGGCUGAAGCCUGAUGAAAUCCUGAUUGACCAGCUGUGUAAGUGUUGCUGGGUAACAUGUCCUUUCUGUGCAGCUGUUUGUACUAACACCAUUGAAGAUCACAGUCCUGAUGACCACAGCGUCCCUUUUCAUCGACCCUCUGGAAUCAAAGGAUGGCACUAUAGAGGCACAGUGGAAUUCAGCAUCAAUUUCUGCACAACAAACGUUGCAAGUGAUGGCAGAUUUUACCCUCGUCCUGAUUCAGAGAAAACUGUUCCCUAUAAAGAGUACAAAAUAGCUGGGGGAGACUAUGCUAAGUGGAAAAUCACCCCUGAUGAGUCUAAAAUGGCAUACUGGAAAUGGUUUGUGUGUCAAUUUCAAAGUAAACUGGAAAAGCACUACGAGUUAAAAUUCCAGAACAGAGGAGAGAUUCCCAGUGAGUGGAAAACCAUCCAUAAACAUGAAGCCAUUAAAAGUCUUAAUGAAAUGUGUUAA
Molecule: messenger RNA, 4413 nt
Organism: Neolamprologus brichardi
Lineage: Eukaryota; Metazoa; Chordata; Actinopteri; Cichliformes; Cichlidae
Source: RefSeq, a predicted model, not a curated record